This is a messenger RNA of Anopheles coustani, 1557 nucleotides long. It is a transcript of the gene Alg1, whose product is annotated as chitobiosyldiphosphodolichol beta-mannosyltransferase. The transcript has 3 exons. Lineage: Eukaryota; Metazoa; Arthropoda; Insecta; Diptera; Culicidae. Gene Ontology annotation, cellular component: endoplasmic reticulum. Gene Ontology annotation, molecular function: mannosyltransferase activity. Bases 102 to 1439 code for a protein of 445 amino acids. The record is from RefSeq and is a predicted model, not a curated record.
UACUGCUAGCCGAAAACCAGUUUCAACAACUUGUUGCGCCACGUUCUAAAUAGACAUGUCGUAUCGUUUUGGAAGUGCAUUGAUAAUCUCAGUAUCACAACAUGAGCCUGGAAAGAAAAGUGCAAAAUGCGUGCGUUAUUGUGCUUGGUGAUAUUGGACGCAGCCCGCGGAUGCAAUAUCACGUCAAAAGCCUCUCGGAGAACGAUUUUUCGGUAGACUUCAUUGGCUAUGUACAGUCGACGCCCCUCGAAGAAAUUCGUCGCAGCCCUAAUGUACGGAUCCAUGCUCUCAAUCCCUUUCCUGAACUGGAAUUGCCAAACAUUCUGAAGUAUCUGUUUAAAACCGUAUGGCAAGCUCUAGGGUUGUUGAUCACUCUGAUCAGCAUACAGAAGCCAAAGUUCAUACUUUGUCAAAACCCUCCGGCGAUCCCCGCCGUAAUUGUGGCAUACUUGUAUUGUCUUUUGGCCCGUUCGAAGCUAAUCAUUGACUGGCAUAAUUACACUUAUUCGAUUCUGGCCAUCGAGUCCCCAAACUCGCCAGUGGUACGAUUCGCUAAACAGAUAGAGGCCUUUUUUGGUGCAAGAGCGACUAACAGCUUCUGUGUUACAAAGGCGAUGAAAGAAAAUCUGCAAGCGGAAUGGAACAUUCGGUAUGGGUUCGCUACAGUGUUGUACGAUCGUCCACCACAGCAAUUUCAAUCGAUCAGUGUUGUGGAGAAGCAUAAUCUCUUUCUGCGCCUUGGUGAAUCUAUCGCUGCCUUUAGACCGGCAUCAGCCAGUCAAGCAGUUGCGGAGGAAAUAAUUGAAAGUACGGCUUUCACCGUAAAAGACCGGAAUGGUAACGUAAAAUUGCUUGACUCGAGGCCGGCAGUCCUGAUCUCCAGCACCAGCUGGACGCCGGAUGAGGAUUUUAGCCUUCUGAUCAGUGCCCUGGAUCAUUACGAAAGAGUAGCAACGGAACAGCCGUUGCAUUAUCCUAGACUUGUUUGCAUUAUCACCGGCAAAGGACCGUUGAAGGAGAAGUUUAGUAAAAUUAUCGAGAGUAAACCGUGGCAAAAAGUGACCGUCCACAUGCCUUGGCUGGAGAACGAAGACUAUCCAAAGCUGUUGGCCAGCAGUGACUUGGGAGUGUGCCUGCACUACAGCUCCAGUGGGUUGGAUUUGCCGAUGAAAGUGGUCGACAUGUUCGGUUCCGGAUUGCCCGUUUGUGCCGUAGAUUUUGAUUGCAUAGAGGAACUGGUAAAGCAUGAGCAGAAUGGUUUCAUUUUCCGUGACCAUCAGGAGCUGGCAGAUCAGAUAGUUCACUGGUUUUACGACUUCCCGAACAAUAUUGCCCUUUCAAAUACGAAGCAGAACAUACAGAAACAUUUAAAGGAGUUUCAGUCAUUGCGGUGGACCGAAAACUGGAAAAAUGUAGCGCUGCCCAUAUUCAGAGAGUAGUCGAAUUGAUCACCGUUUCACUCACUUAUAUGCGGAUAGCUGGCGUAGAACAAAUUUAGGCUUCUAAACUAAUAAUGUACAUUUAAGAAAUGAACUGAUUUAAUAAAACAUUUUUGGA